AUGUCCGAAAGAAAAUUAAUGUCUACCGCCAAAUUAUUGGAAACAUCAUUGCCAACCUUAUGCUUCGGAUUUUGCUAUUGCAAUUUAUUGCUGAAUUAUAGAAUUAUGAAGAAAAUUCUUUAUCGGAUCAAAUUCGAUUGGGAUAAUCUCGCAAAUAAACCAGAAUUAAUGAUACUUAAGAAAUACGCUGAAAUUAGUCGACUUUGUACAAUAGUAAUCGCACUAUCCUUUUAUUUUUAUAUUGUAUUUUUCAUAUUUCCAUCAUUGUUAAGCGUUAUUCAAUACGUUUUUGGUUUUAUAAAUGAUACGGAAUUAAUAUUACCAAUUCCUGUUGAAUAUUUCAUGAAAAAUCUUAUGCUUUAUUUCUUUGCCCUUACAAUUGAAUACAUAAUUAUAAUAAUCGCUGCCACGGUAGGAAUUGCUAACUAUACCAUGUUUAUAGCAAUUGUACAGCAUGCAUGUGCACUUCUUACAAUCGUUCAAUGGAAAGCAAUUGAAAGAUUUCUAGACAAUCGACAAAAUUUUGAUUAUACGAUUACUAGUCGUAAAUUAAUCGAGGAGAGACAAUGGAUAACCGAUAUCAUAGAAUUUUAUAAUAAAACAAUCGAAUUUAUCGAUUUAUUGAAAUUAUUUUACGAAACAAUUCAUCUGCUCGAAGAAUUAUUGGGAUUUAUAUUUUUUUUGGUUGAUUAUUUUUACUUAUUCCAGUUACUUUCUCUAAGUUUUAAUAAAACCGAAGGUUUAACAAAGUUAUUAUAUGUUAUUGGAUCUCUUUUCGUAUUAUAUGUUUACUGUUACCUUGCACAAAAAUUAAUAAACCACAACGCCAACGUAUUUACAAUAUUCUGUCAAAUUCCAUUUUAUUCGUUAUCUUUGAAGACGCAAAAUUUGUUACUCGUUUUGAUAAUGAGAAGCAUGAGGCCAUGCAAUUUAUCGCUGAGGGGUACUAUUGUUGUAUCCCAUGAUCUUUUUGCAACGCUUACAAUGUAA
Molecule: messenger RNA, 990 nt
Organism: Vespa mandarinia (Asian giant hornet)
Lineage: Eukaryota; Metazoa; Arthropoda; Insecta; Hymenoptera; Vespidae
Biological process (GO): sensory perception of smell; detection of chemical stimulus involved in sensory perception of smell
Cellular component (GO): plasma membrane
Molecular function (GO): odorant binding; olfactory receptor activity
Source: RefSeq, a predicted model, not a curated record